AGGGUGCAAGCUGUGAUAGCUUUUCCAUGCUGUUUGGUGAGAUAUUAUAUCGUGAGACGGGUCUAGUUGUCGUACCUGAUCGAGAGCCUGAGAUGGAGAAACCAGGGGAGAUGGAGAGCGGCAUCAGGGAGCAGCAGAUGCAGAUCGUGUGCGUGAGGAGCUCGUCGAUCGGCGACGAGGAGGAAUGGGAGUCUUCGCGGUCGUCGGCGCUGUCCCUGUUCAAGGAGAAGGAGGAGGAGAUCGAGCGGAAGAAGGUGGAGGUGAGGGACAAGGUCUUCUCCAUGCUCGGCAGGGUCGAGCAGGAGUCCAAACGCCUCGCCUUCAUCCGCCAGGAGCUGGAAGUGAUGGCUGAUCCGACGCGGAGGGAGGUGGAGACGAUACGCAAGCGGGUGGACAAGCUGAACCGGCAGCUCAAGCCUCUCGGGAAGAGCUGCCUCAAGAAGGAGAAGGAGUACAAAAUGUGUCUCGAGGCGUAUAACGAGAAGAGCAGCGAGAAAGCAAGCCUUGUCACCAGGCUAGUGGAGCUUGUGGGCGAAAGCGAGAGACUGCGGAUGAAGAAGCUCGAAGAGUUGAGCAAGACGAUCGAGACGCUCUACUAGAGGUUUCCAGUUUCGGCCGGCCGGUUUGGUGUGACUGCACGAGAGAGGGUUCCCAGUUCCCAUGUGCAUUUUUCUGAUGUUGGAAUCAAACGAAAAUGUAUUUCUA
Molecule: messenger RNA, 705 nt
Organism: Lolium rigidum
Lineage: Eukaryota; Viridiplantae; Streptophyta; Magnoliopsida; Poales; Poaceae
Exons: 4
Coding region: 27-599 (190 amino acids)
Source: RefSeq, a predicted model, not a curated record